UGACUGGCAUCGUUGGACGAGCGGGGCCGGGGGGCCAACCUGCCAGGUGACGAAAACAUCUAAGUAUGGUGCCCUCUGGAAGAAAGCAUUCCGUGAAGUCUGGGAAGGCAUCAAUGGAGGAUCAGGAUGUAAGACCCUAUAACUUUGAGAAAGAAGAUAAGAAAAAUCUGAGUGGUUCAGAGGAGGAUGUUACUGAAGGAAAGACUCCAGUAAUUGAUAAGCAUGUGAAGAAAAGGCCUUCUGCAGGAAUAGUUCAAGAUGUGGGGGGUGAAGUACAGAAUAUGCUGGAAAAACUUGGAGUUGACAUUAACAAGGCUCUUUAUGCCAAGAGAAAAAGACUGGAAAUGUACACCAAGGCAUCUCUCAAAACCAGUAACCAGAAAAUUGGACAUGUUUGGAAAACACAACAAGAGCAAAGGCAGAAGCUUAACGAAGAAUAUUCUCAGCAGUUUCUGACUUUGUUUCAGCAGUGGGAAAUGGAUGUGCAUAAAGCUGAGGAACAAGAAGAAAAACUAACUAGUAUAUUUCGCCAGCAACAAAAGAUUUUUCAACAAUAUAGACUUGUUCAGAGCCAGAGACUGAAAACAAUCAAACAAUUGUAUGAGCAGUUCAUAAAGAGCAUGGAGGAUUUGGAGAAGAAUCAUGAUAAUCUACUUACUGGUGCACAAAAUGAACUUAAAAAAGAAAUGGCUAUGUUGCAAAAACAAAUUAUGAUGGAAACCCAGCAGCAAGAGAUGGCGAGUGUUCGAAAGUCUCUUCAAUCCAUGUUAUUCUGAUGACUCUUUGAAGAAAGAACUUGAACCUAAAUAGUAUAACAAUUAUAACAUUAGCUAAGAGGCAUGUAAAUCAUUAGAAUGGUUUUGAAAUUCUAGUUUACAUUAUAACAUUUUUAAUCAUUAGCUUGUUUCAUUGCUAGAACCUUCUUUCUGUUAACUUCCAAAUAAAAUCUAAACAGUUAUGUGAACAGCAGCUAUUUCAAAUUUAUGUAUCAACCUUUCAGCUCUUUAGUAGUAAGAGUGAAUUUUUCUCUCUAACGCUGUCAAUUAACAUUCAGCAAUAAAGAUGAUUUAAUUUUA
Molecule: messenger RNA, 1076 nt
Organism: Galeopterus variegatus (Sunda flying lemur)
Lineage: Eukaryota; Metazoa; Chordata; Mammalia; Dermoptera; Cynocephalidae
Gene: SYCP3
Product: synaptonemal complex protein 3
Exons: 9
Coding region: 66-776 (236 amino acids)
Biological process (GO): meiotic cell cycle; spermatid development
Cellular component (GO): synaptonemal complex
Source: RefSeq, a predicted model, not a curated record